CUAAAAGAUCAAAUGGCAUCAAGAAUGUUCAACGCAGGAGUGACCGAGGGACAAUCAACCACGAGGCCACCAUUGUUCGAUGGAACAAACUACUCGUAUUGGAAGGAGAGGAUGAGAAUCUUUAUCCAAUCCAACGACUACAAGCUGUGGUUGAUUGUGAAGAACGGCUGCGGAGUCCCGAUGAAGAAAGUCGGUGAAGUCAAUGUUCCCAAAACCGAAGAAGAGUUCACCGACGAAGAUUGCAAAAAGAUGGAGCUCAACGCCAAGGCAAUAAACAUGAUUUAUUGCGGUGUUAACGCGGAUGACUACCGCAAAAUCUCAAGGUGUGAAACCGCAAAACAAAUGUGGGAGAAAUUGGAGGUCACCUACGAAGGAACCGCACAAGUUCGGGAGGCCAAAAUUGAUCAUCUCACUCACGAGUAUGAACUCUUUUCAAUGAAGGAAAAUGAGAAGAUUGAGGAAAUGUUUGAGAGAUUCUCUAAGAUCAUCAAUCCCCUCAAUCUUCUCGGGAAGACAUACACCGACCGAGAGCUCGUGAGAAAGGUGGUUGAAGAAAGGAACAAAAGGUCUAUUGCUCUACCCGCAACAACAUCAACCCACAACAACGUUGAUGAUGAAGAUGAUGACAGCGACGACACCGACCUCGGACUCUUUGUCCGAAAAUUCAAGAAGAUGAUGCUCAAGAAGGGAGCCAAGAAGAAAACUUCACCCAAAUGCUAUGGCGGAUGCUCUAAGCACAUGACCGGAGACGCAUCCAAAUUUAGGAGUUUAGAGUAUUUCAAAGGUGGCAAUGUCGUUUUUGGUGACAACAACAAAGGAAGAAUCAUUGGAAGUGGCACCGUCGGAAAGGACAAUGCUACAACCGUUGAGAAUGUUCUUCUUGUUGAGGGCCUCAAGCACAAUCUUCUUAGCAUUAGCCAAUUGUGCGAUAAAGGCUCUUAUGACGAUGAAGAAGAAAUCGUUAAGGAAAAGGAACCGGAAGAAGAGAAAACGCAGGAACAAACGGAGCUUCCUAAGGAAUGGAGAACAUUGAAGAACCACCCGAUUGACAAUGUCAUUGGUGAUCUAACGCAGGGAGUUUCUACUCACUUUACUCGGGACACUCAGGUGCCGGUCAAGAAGACGUGUUUCAUCACUGAAGCCAAGUUUUCCCGGAUCGUGUAUCGAGAGGAGGGCGAUGCUGCACCAAAUCUGGACCUGAUAGUCGCCGAAGAAGAAGAAGAAAGCCAAAACAAGAAUCAAGCUGAGUCAUCUCAAGCCGGAGGUAGUCGAGCCAUGGAGCGCGUCACUCGUCAACGGAGGACUCGUCCGAGAGAAGAAGCACCGGAACCUUCUUGGGUGAAGAAGAUCUUCGAUACUCUCACGUGCAUCCGAGAUGACGUUCGCCAGCUCAACGAGAGGAUGACUCGUCUUGAGCAAUCUCGCUCCUACCAUGGCCCGCGUCACAACUUUGGCGGAGGAGCUCGUCCGGCGAACUCUCUUUGAUUGUUAUUUUCUCUUGACUAAUUAUGAUACAUUGUUAUUUGUUAUGACUCUUUUGGUGGAUGUUGAUGUUUCCUUUCGAUGAUGCUAGUGGAUAUUAACUGUUUAUGUAUUAAUAUCAUUGUUGGUGUGGCAAUAUUGUUCUUAUUUAGAACAUAUUGUCCUCUUGUGGCAUUUUAAGGAAAACUCUUUCCAUCUUUUUCCUUCAAUAGCCCGGCAUUGUUUAAGGG
Molecule: messenger RNA, 1712 nt
Organism: Cuscuta campestris
Lineage: Eukaryota; Viridiplantae; Streptophyta; Magnoliopsida; Solanales; Convolvulaceae
Source: the annotation of a GenBank genome assembly